Molecule: messenger RNA, 4428 nt
Organism: Synchiropus splendidus (mandarinfish)
Lineage: Eukaryota; Metazoa; Chordata; Actinopteri; Syngnathiformes; Callionymidae
Gene: large1
Product: LARGE xylosyl- and glucuronyltransferase 1
Exons: 15
Coding region: 613-2880 (755 amino acids)
Biological process (GO): protein O-linked glycosylation via mannose
Molecular function (GO): glucuronosyltransferase activity; xylosyltransferase activity
Source: RefSeq, a predicted model, not a curated record
CGCUGGCUGCUCGGCAGGAAGAAAGAGCUGCUGUGUUGAGGCCGAAACUCAGACAUAACCGGAACGUGGACGACAGUGAAAUAGCUUCGCAGUCGGGACUGCACUCUGCACCGGACACUCCGAGCGGCACGUUUUCAGCAGCAGAAGCUCGGAGGGGGCUCCCCGGUCCUCUGCGCUUGUCAGCAGAGGCCGCCUCGGUUCUGUCCGUCCCUUCGGACUGUGUGUCGCUGCCUGCUGGACACUCUAAUCCCACACCUCCGAGGAUAACAGUUGGGCUCCUUGUGUGGCGCCACAAAUCUUCCACUGCUUUAAGUCUGCAUUUUCAAAUCCGUCCGGACCAGAACAUCACCGAGCAGCCGCCGCUGUUGAUAGCCGGGGCUGACAUCUGAGCUCCUAUCCCUCCAAACUCUUCAGCGGAUGAUCAAGAUUCGAAGAGCACUGCCAUGACCGACCCUUAAAACACUCCUCUUCUCCGUCAGAUGGAUUUAGUUGAUCAGGAGCCACCGUCCUGGAGCCUCCCCGCAUCAGUGCCAUGAAUCAGCCUGGACAACAGCUGCUACCCACAUAGAGGUUACUUUACCUCUUUUUCCCCUAUUUGCUUCGGUCCAGAGGAUGCUGGGAAUGUGUCGCGGGCGUAGGAAGUUCUUGGCGGCCACCCUCGCCUUACUGUUUAUCCCAGCUCUAACCUGGCUUUACCUGUCCGUCGGCAGCUUUCAAGUGAAGCCGCUCCCUCUGUCCCCACUGGAAACCCAGUCAUCCACACCAGGAGGAGGUGCUGGUGAGCGGCAGGCUUUGGAGCUGCGUGUGCGGGCAGUGGAAGAAGAAAACCGGGCACUGCGCCGGGAGCUGAGCCGGCCACCAAAGAGCCCCUCGGCACGCCUUCCGAGCGGCGGUCACCGUGGCAACCAAAGCCGAACCCAUUCAGAGGAGGGCACGGGCGACAACGAGGGCCAGAAAGCUGCAGCGGUUGGAAACAGCUCAGAUUGUGUACAGCAGCCGGUGGUAGACAAGUGCGAGACCAUACAUGUCGCCAUCGUAUGUGCAGGUUACAACGCCAGUCGAGAUGUGGUCACAUUGGUCAAGUCCGUCCUUUUCCACAGGCGGAACCCCCUACAUUUCCAUUUCAUCACAGACUCCAUUGCUCAGCAAAUCCUCUCUUCACUUUUCCACACCUGGAUGGUUCCUGCCGUUCGGGUCGACUUCUAUGACGCAGACGAAUUGAAGUCUGAGGUGUCAUGGAUACCCAACAAACACUACUCGGGAAUCUAUGGCCUCAUGAAACUCGUCCUCACCAAGACCUUGCCGUCCAACCUUCAAAGAGUCAUCGUCCUGGACACGGACAUCACAUUCGCCACAGACAUCGCAGAACUCUGGGCUGUUUUCCACAAGUUCAAAGGUCAGCAGGUUCUGGGUCUGGUGGAGAACCAAAGCGACUGGUACCUCGGGAACCUGUGGAAGAAUCAUCGACCGUGGCCUGCACUGGGUCGAGGCUUCAACACUGGGGUGAUUCUGCUUCUCCUGGACCGACUGCGAAAACUCAGAUGGGAGCAGAUGUGGCGCCUGACUGCUGAGAGAGAAUUAAUGGCCAUGCUGUCCACCUCUCUGGCUGACCAGGAUAUCUUCAAUGCAGUGAUCAAACAAAAUCCCUUCUUGGUUCACCAGCUGCCCUGCUUCUGGAACGUCCAGCUGUCUGACCACACCCGAUCUGAGAAGUGUUACAAAGAUGUGUCGGACCUCAAGGUCAUCCACUGGAACUCUCCGAAAAAACUUCGGGUGAAGAACAAGCAUGUGGAGUUUUUCAGAAACCUCUACCUGACCUUCCUGGAGUACGACGGCAACUUGCUACGACGAGAGCUGUUUGGAUGCCCCAGCGAGGCCGACCACAACAGCGAGAAUCUCCAAAAGACUCUCUCGGAGCUGGACGAAGACGAUCCUUGCUACGAGUUCCGCCGUGAGCGCUUCACCGUCCACAGAACGCACCUGUACUUCCUCCACUACGAGUACCAGCCCAGUUCCGACAACAGCGACGUCACCCUGGUGGCCCAGCUCUCCAUGGACAGGCUCCAGAUGCUGGAGGCCAUCUGCAAACACUGGGAAGGUCCCAUCAGCUUGGCCCUCUACUUGUCGGACGCAGAGGCCCAGCAGUUCCUGCGCUAUGCUCAGGGCUCCGAAGUGCUCAUGAGCCGCGGGAACGUGGGCUACCACAUCGUGUACAAGGAGGGACAGUUCUACCCGGUGAACCUGCUGAGGAACGUGGCCAUGCGGCAGGUCAACACCCCGUACAUGUUCCUGUCCGACAUCGACUUUCUGCCAAUGUACGGCCUCUAUGAGUACCUCAGGAAGUCGGUGGUGCAGCUGGACAUGGCCAACACUAAAAAGGCUCUGGUGGUCCCGGCAUUUGAGACUCUGCGUUACCGUCUGUCCUACCCCAAAUCUAAAGCAGAGCUGCUGUCCCAGCUGGACAUGGGGACGCUCUUCACCUUCAGGUACCACGUGUGGACCAAAGGUCACGCGCCCACUAACUUUGCCAAAUGGCGGACGGCCACCACGCCGUACAGGGUGCAGUGGGAGGCCGACUUUGAGCCGUAUGUGAUGGUGAGGAGAGACUGUCCCGAGUACGACCGGCGCUUCGUGGGCUUUGGCUGGAACAAGGUGGCCCACAUCAUGGAGCUGGACGCGCAGGAGUACGAGUUUGUGGUUCUUCCCAACGCAUACAUGAUCCACAUGCCUCACGCGCCGAGCUUUGACAUCACAAAGUUCCGCUCCAACAAGCAGUACCGCGUCUGCCUGAAGACCCUGAAGGAGGAGUUCCAGCAGAACAUGUCACGGCGCUACGGCUUUGCGGCGCUCAAAUACAUGACGGCUGAGAACAACAGCUAACCAGCGAUUUUUGCUCGGACGCUUGCACAGACCCGCUGCGGGGGCGCCAUGAGGAACACUGAAAGACUUCUGAGAACCCUGGACUCACUCAAGGUCAUUCUUGGUUCUCCGAACUCGAGCACCUCGCCAUAUUGUUCAGAAGCAGCGGAGGCGUAUGUCUUUGUGUGUCUGAGUGAAUGUACCUGAGGAGAGUGAAGCUUGGUGGGGAUUAAGUGCCAUGGCCAGACAAACCAAGAGGCUCACUUGACAGCCCCGCUGAGGACCCCAAAAUCAAAUCAUGAAGAGUCGGCCAGUCAGGACGCCAUGGUGAACACAUCCACAGAGUUUUCAAAAGUCUCUUCUGGAGAAGCGACAGCUCUCAGAUCUGCCGAGUCACGGUAGUGCGACAGCAGAAGGGAGCGCUCGGUCGUCCAGUCGUGAUAUUCAGGGUUUCUUCUCAUCGGGACGACCACAGAGGCUUUGUUUUGUUUGGUUCAGACCGCAGCUUGACAGGCAGGUUGUUUGAAGAGACACAACUGACUUCAGUUUUCAAUGCAGCUAUCAGUUUUAUUAUUUAUCAGCGUCUGCAAAUGCGGACCACAAGAUCUCUUCCCUAUGUGGUCUCUGGCUUCACAGCAGGUUGAUGACGGUGCAGGUCUUGAGGCAGCUUUCACACCAGCCCUGGUUCAGUCAAUCAAACACCUUUUCAACUCACUCUCGUUUUUACCCGACUUGUUUUAUGUUUAGUCGUAUUUUUAUUCUAUUUUUAAACACAGUAACAAAUUGUUGAAAGAUUGUUUUAGACAAAAGAAAAAGUUUGCUGUUGUGCUGCCAGUUUUUUUUUAAGUUGUCAUGUGUUAACACAUCAUAAAGAGGUGGAAAGAUUUUUUUGCGUUUUUCAUCGUCUCUUCUGUGCUGUGGCGCUAUGAAUCUUACAACGUCAAGUAUUUUUUAGCAUCAAAGUCUAUCGUCUUUUCUCCCACCAUAGCUACACUCUUAUGACUGCUGGCUUGCCCACCUCCUGUUCAGUUUUAGCAAUAUAACAUGUCAAAAUCCAUUCAUGAAACUGAUCAUUAGUAGUAGAAGAAAAGACCUCUCUAUGUCCAAUAGCAGCCAACCUUAAUAAAAAAUUUCUUCAUAAUUACAGGAUGUUUUGCGGGUUCAGAAAAGAUUCAAUGGACAUGUUUUCAUAUUUAUCCUGUGUUUGCUGUUGAAAUAGCUUAUUUACCGAGUUUAAACCGUGGCUCAUUGAUGAUUGUAACAAUCAAAAUCAUAAAAUAAGAAAUCAAAACGAUCAUUAUUUUUGAGAGAAAAGCUGCUUUCAAGACCGCAGGUGUGGAUUAAGUGUGAAACUAGAGGCCGCUCUCCAUCCCUCCGUCUUUAUCUUGGUCUGUCCAUCUCUUUGUUCCUGCAAAACGACUCGGCCCAGUGACAGAUUGUACUUCUAUGUUCGUGUGUGUGUGUGUGUGUGUGUGUGUGUGUGUGGAUACGUGUGUCUGCUGUGGAAGAGUGUGUAAGUAGGACAGUGCUGAUUGAUGCUGCUACCCUGAAUAAAAGCAAAGACUUGAA